This is a messenger RNA of Morchella sextelata, 906 nucleotides long. RefSeq lists its product as uncharacterized. NCBI's taxonomy places the organism in Eukaryota, Fungi, Ascomycota, Pezizomycetes, Pezizales, Morchellaceae. The record is from RefSeq and is a predicted model, not a curated record. The coding region runs from base 1 to 906 and encodes 301 amino acids. Gene Ontology annotation, molecular function: protein binding. The transcript has 3 exons.
AUGCCGCCCUCAGGUUUCAAGAGAUUCUUCAACCGUAAACCCUCGAGUUCCGUUGAGAAGGAAACCCCUAAGUGCACGAAAAAGACCUUCCUUAGGGGAGGAUUCUUGAAGCUAAAAAUCUCUCGGACGGUCAAGAAAGUCCCACCACUCACAGAGCAUAUACCUCGUAAACGUACGUGUACGCGUAUGGCAUUCUUCGAUUUCCCAAUUGAAAUCAUACUCCGAAUUGCCGAUGACCUCGAGGUCGACGACCUCAACUGUUUCCUCCAGACAUCCCCACGCCUGGCUAAGCUACUCUCUCCAGUACUGCUGGAACGCGCAGUAAAUCACAAUCUAAUGCACUACCGUAACCGUACUGUUCUCCAUUGGGCUUCCGCACAUCAACGAAUCGACUUGGUCCAAGUACUCCUCGCCCGGGGUGCCAGCGUCAACACCGCAGACAAAUGGGGUAUAACCCCGCUCCACUCUGCGGUCCUCGCCGAAUGUGAGGUGACCGCACUCCAGUGCGCGGCGCUCUUGGGGAACCAUGAGAUUGCUGGACUACUACUAAAUCACGGAGCAAACAUCGAUGCAAACAGCCCCGCAUCCAUGCGCAUGACCGCGGUCCAGUUCGCCGUGGUGCUUGGAUAUGUUAGUGUCGUUGAGCUACUGGUGGGGAGGGGCUGCCGCCUGGACAAGAUCUACGAGUAUGGGCCUACCGCAGCGAUGUUGGAUAAGCAAUCUGGUCGGGGGAUGUUGGUUGAACUCUUGGGAGGCCUCACCCGGCGAUAUGAUACCACACUAAAUGCGGAUGCCUAUGGGGAAACUUUGAAUGGAACUGAUGAAAUAAGAGAAAUUUUGAUACGGGAUGAAGGCUUAGAAGUACAGGAAAGAUGUGGCCCGGGUUUGUGCGGAUCUGAGCUUUGA